Messenger RNA from Helobdella robusta, 932 nucleotides. RefSeq lists its product as hypothetical. Gene Ontology annotation, molecular function: beta-catenin binding. Bases 322 to 930 code for a protein of 202 amino acids. Lineage: Eukaryota; Metazoa; Annelida; Clitellata; Rhynchobdellida; Glossiphoniidae. The transcript is spliced from 5 exons. The record is from RefSeq and is a predicted model, not a curated record.
GUCGGUCUUUUUAAAUUUUAAAUGUUCCGAGUUAAAUAUUUCAAAAUUAGUGUUAAAACAUCAUUAAAAAUGAAAUAUUUGAUAAAAAAAAGUUGUAAAUAAAUGAAUAAAUUAAUUUUUUAGCAAAAUCUUUUUUAAUUUUUUUAAUAAUCACAUUAACACCGUUGGUUUGAUUUGCAAAUUUCUGUUUUUUUCAAGUUCUGUUCAUCAUCAGCUUCAAUCGCCAUCUUCACUAAUCUAAUCUAAUCUUAAAUUAAAGUUACUAACUAAACCAAAAGAGUUGCUAUUGAAAUCUAUCAAUAAAAUUAAGUAAUUUAAAAAAUGGCAUCUUCGAGAGGACAGUUAGAAACUUCAACACUAAAACAAAACAUGGAAGACCAGUUGGACAGAUUGAUGGAACAACUGGCCGAUAUUGAACAGUCUAAAAAUGAUCUGGACCCCUGUGAGUAUGAGGAAAUGAAGAAUGAUACGAUGGAACAGUUGAGUGAGUUCAAUCUGUCACUCACAAAAAUGAAGGAAGGGAACUUGAGUCUCGUUGAUGAUCUGAACAACAUGCAGUUGGCCAUUCAAGCAGCCAUAAGCCAAGCCUUCAAAACACCAGAGGUUAUCAAGAUGUUUGCCAAGAAGCAACCUAAUCAAUUGAGGGAAUGCCUUCAACAGGUCGAAAGAAAUUUAAAAAUUAAUCAAAUUUCCCAAGAAGAUGCAAGGAAUAAAAAAGUAGAAGUUCUAACUGCCUUGAAAAAACUUAAAGAACCUUUAAGUUCCGAAGAGGAGGCCUACCUAGCUAAACAUUCAUCUAAUCUCGGCGUCAAAUUUCAAAAGAUUGAAGAUGACGUCAUAAUAGAUGGCGGUAGUAGUAAUAAUUUAGGUAACGGUAAGGUUCUCAAAGCAGUCAAAGAGCAGGUCAAGGCUUCGUCAAUUAAUCAGUAGUU